ACAGUAGCAACAUUUCCAGAGUGCACAAUUUAUUUGAACGUUACAUUAUCUAUUAGCAGAAUGUUUCGCCGCUCAAGACUCAGCAUAAAACCUAAUGUGAAACCUGGUGGAAGAGGCUCAUCACAGACAAGCAAGGAAGAUGACAAGGACCAUACCUCCGUCCAGCAAUCAAGUCCUGAAAGAAACACUUCCAAUGAAAAUGAUGCUUCUGAGUCUCAAGUUGUGAUAUCCGUUCCGCCAGUGCCACCGCCUAAUGCAAGCAGAGAACAGGAAGAAAGAGAUGACCCAGAUGAGCAGCAGGAGAAUGUUCCAAUUAAUAAGAAUGACAAGAAUGAUAAGACUGGAGAACCUGGUGUCAAUAGUAAACUCUCUGUGGCACUUUUGCAAAGGAGGAAGCGUUUCUCUACCAUGCCAAAUUUAGCCAAACCCAGAUCUACGUCUACAUCUGCAUCUACACAACCAUCAAGCAGCAUAACAUCAAAAACUCUUGCUCAACAACAAACUUCAUUAACGUCUGGAGCCAAUACUGCAUCUGUUCAAGGUAAAGCCUCUCCAUCGCAGACCUCUGCUACUGACAAACUGCUUCCAAAAUCACUGGACAAACGCAAGCCCUCUUCAGGACAACUUAAUAAAUUGCCAGAAAAGAAAACCCCAAUUCCUCAAGUACCUCAGUUUUCUCCAGUUAAAAGUCCUGUGCACAAAGAUCCAGCUAUUGGCACCAAUACUAUUCGCUCACCUAUGACACGGAAGACUCUGUCCUCACCACUCAAGGAGAGGGUUAUGACAAGCAGCCCACCUACGAAAGGAAUUGUACCAUCCCCAAAUCACUCACCUGUACGCCCUAAAUCAGCAAAAAUUCCAUCUGACCUUGAACGACUGAGGAAAGCUCGAAAACUGCGUGAAAUGCUAAAAGAAGAGUUGAGGAAAGAGAAGAAAGCUCGCAGAGAAACAAUUCCAGUUUGGGAAACUGGUAAUCCCCCAGAACGUACUAAAAUGACAAUGAGAGAUUUUAUCUACUACUUGCCUGAUACAAAUCCAAUGCUAUCUUCAUUUGAAGAAGAAAAAAGACCAUCUUUUCCAGUUUUAACCAAAGAGCCUGAAGUGGGAACAAUUAAUCCACCAGCUAAUGAGGAUGAAGAUGAAGAAUCGGAUGAUGCGGUUUUGGGUCCACGUGUCAAAGUGGCUGAAGAUGGCUCUAUUAUUAUUGAUGAAGAAAGUUUAACGGUUGAGGUUUUGAGGAAGAAAGGACCGAUUGUUGAAGAAAACGAUCCCAUUUUUGAACGCGGUUCUCAAACGACUUAUUCCAGUUUUAGGAAGAGCACACACACAAAGCCAUGGUCUAAUAAAGAAACAGACAUGUUCUUUCUAGCAAUCAGUAUGGUUGGGACAGAUUUCUCUAUGAUUGGUCAGUUAUUCCCCAACAGGACAAGAAUAGAAAUAAAGAACAAAUUUAAACGUGAAGAAAAGUUGAAUUCAUGGAGGAUUGACAAAGCAUUCAAGGAGAAGAAACCUCUCGACCUGGAUUUUUUUGGAGAGUUACUAACCCGAGUUUUAGAAGCAGAGUCAAAGAGAAAGAAAGAAAAGGAUGAGAAAACAAAAACUCAAGCUCCAAGAAAGCCAUCUAAGAGCAAACGGAACAGGAAAGGCAAAAAUGUGACGGAACCAGAAAGUGAUCCUGAUGACCCUGAUCCAGUCGAAUUUGCUGACACUGAAUUAACUGAAGUUGAUUCCAAUUCUGUAGUGGAUGGAACUGAAGCAUCUUGCAGUGUAGAAGGUCAGGAAGAUGCACAGAAAAAAGAAAGUACGUCAAAGCCCCAUCCAACUAAACGCAAACGAAAACGGAAAAAAAAACUUACUGCAGAGCCAGCAGAGCAAGAAACGACUAAAGAGCCACCUCAUGAAGGAAGUAGUUCUCAGGAAUCAAAGCAGGAAGUGCAGGAGUGCAAGAUCGGAACUCAAAAAUCUUCAGAUUUGCUUUCUGCUGAAGAAGACAAUGUUGGAGACCAGAUUGCAGAAGGUGAAGAUGAAUGCCACGUAGUGAAUGGUGAAAUAUCGCUUGAGCAAGGGAUCGCUGAAAAUAAACAGCCUUCCGAAACAAAGAAAAAAGUGAAUCACAAUGUUGAAAGUCAUUCUGUGAGUGAUCAUGAAAGUGAAGCACCAUCAAAAACAACUCCACCAGUUACAACAAAAACUUCUAAGAAAUCUCAAUAUGUUCGUGUUCAAAAACUUAAACCCAACUUAAAAGCAAACAGAACAAAAAGAGUAGGAGGAAAAGAUGACGAUAAAACUGCCUCACAAGCUAUUAGAUUUAGUGAUGGUGACAACAAGGAAGGCAAGAGUGAAGAAGUGCAAGAAUCAUCUGUACAGCAUGAGGAUGCUCCCAAUUGUGAUCCCCCUGAGAUCAUGAAUAAUGAAGCAUCAGAAAAGGAAAUCAACAGUGUCACAGCUGAUAAAACCAAGAAAAUAUUGGAAAGUAAAGCACAAGGUUCUGACACUGAAUCAUGGCCUAUGGAGAAACAAGAGGAAUCAAGGGCCAAACCAAACUCUGCAGUAAGGAGACGAUUCCAGAAGCCUAAGCCAAACUUGGGAAAAGCAGUUGUGUUAAUUGAUGAAAAAAAGAUUGCUUCAGAACAAGACAAAGUUAUUACAACCGAAGAGGAUCUAGAUUUCAGUCCAAAUAUCCCUGUUACUGAAGUUUGUGAAGUCAUUGAGAGGACUGGAUCUGAUCCUUAUUUUGCUUCAGACGUACAAACUGUGGAUACUUUAAUAACCAAUAACAAGCAGGUACAGCAGGAUGCUGUGCAGGUUUCAUCAGGAGCCAGUGAAUCAAUAGUCCCAGUAUCUCAGUCAAAAGUGCAGUCUCUGGAGGCAGCCACUAAUUCUAUGGAAAUAGAGACACAAAGUAUUAUGGCUUUAGAUUCUGAGAUGUCGCAAAGAGGCUGGCAGGAUUCUAACAAAUUGCAGCAAUCAGGAAUGCCAUCUGAGUGUGACGGUCAGGAAGAACAUGAAGAUUUGAAGCUGGAUUCCAUCCAGGACAACAUUAUUAGCAAACCAACUAGGUCUGGAAGGCAGCCCAGACCAACAGCAUUUUAUAAAUCUUCAGCAGAACAUAAACCAUCAGCAGCUUCUCCAUUAUUACCUGAGGCAGAAAGUGAGGAUAAAAGCAGGAGUAGACGUGCACGGUCUCAAAAAACUAAACCCAAACUCAGCAAAAGCUUGAGUAAGAAGGAGACUGUAACUAAGAAUGCUGGGAAAGGUCAGGGAAUUUCAAAAGCGAAACUUGUGACCUUGAGAGCAUCCCAGGAAGAUGAUGAUGAUGAUGAUGAUGAACCUGAGCCAGUAGAAGAGGAUGAUGUCUAUCUCAUCAAUCCUGAGGAGGUCAACAAAGUUCCAGCUUUUGUGCCAAUCAGCUUACGAUCUCCUGAACCUGUUCAUACUGAAGUUGAGGAAACCAUGGAAGAGCUUGAAAUAGCAGUUAAUGUUUCAGACAAGAACUAUGAAAGUGAAACUGAACAGGCACUCCAUGAGUCACCUGCUAAAAGUGAGCCCAGUCAGUCAUGCGGCUUAGCUCCAGAAGAAGAUUACAAUUCAGCAACUACUGAUCAGAUUGAACUUUUUGUUGAGGUUAUUGAAAUUGCAAAUGAAGAUACAAGUCAAGAAGAGGAAUAUCCUGAUACAGAGCCUGGUGAUGAUUUACAAGAUGCUGUGUGCGCAAAUGUAAGCUAUGUGGAUCAGAAGAACUUGGAGCAGGAAACUAUCCUUGGUAGUGAUCCUCCUCCUAUGCCGAUUGUAGAGCAUGACACUGCACCUGAUGUAACUGAUGUAUGCACUGAAUCUAGGAGACUUGGUGAGCAACAUAUUCCAACAGAGAAGAAUGUGAAGGAUGGGUUUGAUUUGGAAGAACUUACUCUUCCUAAAGAAGAUUCUCACAAUGCUACUGUUAGUAGCUCUUCAGUCACUGAGCAGAUGAGUUCACAGACAAACCAAGUCAUAAAAAGAUGCAGAUUUUUAAAACCAAAACCCAACCUCAGUAAAACCACUUCAAGAAGCCAUGCUAAAAAGAUGUGUCCUAUUACAGAGAGUAGAUCUGUACAGAACUCUAUAGAACCAUCUGAAACAACAUUGCAGAAGUCAAAUUAUGACAAUGAAACAAAGGAGAAUCAUGGUGACUCCUUGCAACUCCACCUGGCUACAGCAGAAGCUGAUAAACAGGACCUAACCAUGGAGGAAGUUUCAGUUGAGCAACCAAGUGAUAAGGUGUCAUUCCCUGACGAGCAAGAGAAAUGUGUGGGAAAUCAAGAGCAAAUGAACAAAACUGAACACCAGGGCUAUAGGACCAAGCAUCCUUGUGAAAAGGUGUCAAUACUUGGGGAACAAGACGUGGGGCAUGGAAAGAAAUCUAGUAGGACUGAGCAUUUGAAUGAUGAUACUCGGCAUGUGGUUGAACAUUUAUCAAUACCUGAACAACAAGAUCAAUACACAGAAGAUGAAGAGCAACGGAGUAGGACACAGCAUCUGAAUGAUGAGAUUCAGCAUGUGGUUGAGCAGUUAUCAAUACCUGAGCAACAAAACCAGUGUGUGGAAGAUGAAGAACAGCAACUGGGUAGUACUCAGCAUCUGAAUGAUGAGACUCAGCAUGUGGUUGAACAGUUAUCAAUACCUGAACAUCAAGAUCAAUAUAUGGAAGAUGAAGAGCAACCGAGUAGGACACAGCAUCUGAAUGAUGAGAUUCAGCAUGUGGUUGAACAGUUAUCAAUACCUGAACAACAAGAUCAAUACACGGAAGAUGAAGAGCAACUGAGUAGGACACAGCAUCUGAAUGAUGAGACUCCGCAUGUGGUUGAACAGUUAACGCUGCCUGAGCAACAAGACCAAUACGUGGACGAUGAAGAGCCAUUGAGUAGGACUCAGCAUGUGGUUGAACAGUUAACAAUACCUGAACAACAAGAUCAAUAUGUGGAAGGUGAGGAGCAACCGAGUAGGACUCAGCUUCUGAAUGAUGAGACUCAGCAUGUGGUUGAACAGGUAUCAAUACCUGAACAACAAGAUCAAUACGUGGAAGAUGAAGAGCAACUAAGUAGGACUCAGUAUCUGAAUGAUGAGACUCAGCAUGUGGUUGAACAAUUAUCAAUAUCUGAACAACAGAAGCAGAGUGUGGAAAAUGAAGAACAGCAACUGAGUAGGACUGUGAAUCUGGGUGAUGAGACUCAGCAUAUGGGUGAACAGUUAUCUACAUCUGAACAACAGAACCAGUGUGUGGAAGAUGAAAAAGAGCAACUGAUUAAGACUGCGUAUCUGAGUGGUGAAACUCAGCAUGUGGUUGAACAGUUACCUGAACAACAAAACUUGUGUGUGGAGGAUAAAAAACGGAGUAGGACUCAGCAUCUGGGUGAACAGUUAUCACUAUCUAAGCAACAAGACCAAUGGGUGGAAGAUGAAGUGCAACUUGAAAGAAUUAAGCAACUGGAUGCUAGAACUGAGUAUCUGAGUGCAAGUGUGUCUCCAACACAUGAUCAACUACAUACAACAUCUGAAAUUCAAGAAGCACAAUUGGGCAUGUCCUCUGCAUACCUCACUCAAUCCACGUUGAGUCCGUGUCAGAGAACUGAUGCAAAGCUAUUCAUACAGGCUCCAGAAUCAAAUGCUGAUGUUUCAUAUUUUGGUUACUCCCAACAGAUUAAUAUCACAGAAGCUCAAACUUCAGAACACCAGGAGACGUUGAACACUUCGGAGGAAAACUUAGAGCACAUGAUGGCAAUGGGAAAUCCAAAUGAAGAGACAUUUGUAUUAACCCUAGUUGAGAUACCAGCCUACUCCUUAGUGGAUUAUGGUGCUUCUUCUGCUUCCUUCACUCCUGUUUCAGAAGGCACCUUGACGAUUGCUGAAUCAGUCCUUCCCUUGCCAACAGAAAAUGCUGAGGUUACUGAAACAGCAAGUUAUGCACCUGCAUGCAGCCCUGAACCACCAGUGGAGGCACCCACAGUAUCUAGUGUGUCAGAAGCUGUGCGAUGUACAGAAAGUACACAACAACAAUGGAGCUCAAAUGUGCCAAGAUCAAAUUUAGGACAGAUGAAAAGGAAAAGAAAAGCUCCCGCUUUUGAUGAUGAACAAGAUCCUCCUAUUAAAAAGAGUCCAGCAACGAUAUCAAUCAAUGAGGAAGCAACAGAAAGGGUUCAAUUAAAUGAAGGGACUGCUCCAUCAAAAUUAGCCAUAUUUACUUCACUUGAGGAAUGUCCAGCAGCUAUAAGAAGUGGUAUGAUAAAUUCUGGUGCUGAAGAAAUGAAUCUUCAAUUGGAAUCCACAGAAGGCUUCACAUCUACCCCCCUGGAGAGUGUUGGCAAUCCUGUUCCUGUUGAAGCAGCGACUGAGACACAUUCUGUUUCAGUUAAAGAAAUAAAAAAGUCUAUUUCACAGAUAAGAAGAGGAAAACUCACAGUGAAACCAAAUAUUCCUACAAAGAGAGCUACUUGUACUCUUGAUACGAGCAAAAAUAAAAAUGCUCUGAAACUUCCAAAAACUCCAAAAAAUUCACCUUCUGGAAAUAUUUUACAUGCUGAAGGAGCAUGUAGUUUGUCAGUUGAUAUGAACUUUUCACAACAAAAGCCAGAAUCUGCAUUCCACAAUCAGGAUCAAACUGACGGACAAGAACAUGCAGCUACCACUGAAGCAGGACAUUCUACACAGACUCGAGCAGCAGACAUACAUGCGGGUGCAGUGGUGGAUACAGAUAUGGGAAUGACAGCAGAACAAUCUGAAAGUAGUACGCAAGAAAAAGCUUCAACUUCUAGUACAAGUCUAACAAGACCUGCACGUAAACCGCGAGGAUUUUUAUCGUUUAUAUCUAAAAAACCCUCUGAGAGUGAAAGCACAACCAAACCUCAAAGGACAACAUUUCUGAAACCCUGCGUGAGUCUUCCAAAGUUUGCUAGAAAAAGACCAACCCCAUCUGAGGAAAAUCCUGAGGAAACAGAAACAAGUACUUUACCUGCUGCAAAAAGGAAAUCAUUUGAAAAGGCAGGUGGGCACCAACCUGACAGCCAAAGUGCCCCAACUGAAGUAAGGUAUAGCUCAUCAUUGCAAAGUUGGGAGUCGGAGUCUUACACAGAGGAAGCCUGCUGUGCAAUGGAACAAGAUAUAGAACAGAUGCAGCCAACAAGAGUUGCUGAAUAUUUCUUCAGUGAUAUUUUCACAGAAGUGGAAGAGGACGAACAAGAAUGAUGAAAGAAAACCUUAUAGCUGCAUAUUUAAUUGGUGCUGGUACAUUAUAUAAUGUGAUAUGUUCAAUGAUAUGACACAAUCACAGAAUUGGAGGAGAAGUGACAUUAAAUUAUACAAACAUUGUUUGCUUUUACCAGUUUUCUUUGCACUGAGAUCUCCUAUAAAAUACUAUUUUCAUGAUAUGAAUAUGAAAACAAAAGGCUGGUUAAUCACUUUAUAAUAUUAACCUUUAUUGGUAGGAAAUACCAAAAUUUUACAGGCCGAUUUGUUGUAACAAAAUCUUUCUUAGCAAAUACAUAGGCAUUAAAGAAAGCUGCUGCUUUACUCUUCACAAUAUAUGAUAACUCCAUUAACUGUACAAUAAGUUCAUGUUUCAUCCAAAAGUUGUUUACAGUAUUGAUGAAUUACCAAUAAGUUUCUCCUUGAAUCUCAGUGAUUCCUUUGUUAUAUAGGAUGCUUUUGCCCUAUUGGAGCACACACUACAAAGUAGGAAAGAUAAUUUGCAUUUUCAUUUUUCUUGCAGAGAAAGGAGUAGCAGAUGUGUGCUUUAUUUUAGUAAUCCACAAUUUGGUAUUGAUGCUUAGUAAACAGAUGACACCCUCAAAGUACUGCACUUUAACAUCCAAGUAUUUAAUCAGGAUCACUUUUUAAAUAUUAAACUUAGAAUCCAAAAUACUAAUGGGUUAUGAUAUAUUUUGAUAAUUGCAUUUCCCAGACUGCCUUUUUUUGAAAAGAUGUAUGAUUUGAAUGAUAUAUUUUUGCUUAAGAUAAAUUUUAAAUACAUCAGAAUGAAGCAAUAAAUAGUGGAAACAAAUUUGAAAGCCCAAAUGAAACAGAACAAAUACAAAUAUAUAGUUAGUCUAAUUGAAAAGGAUAAACUAUAAUAAUUCAUUGACAUCUAAACUGUCAGUGAGUUUUAAGUUCUUGGAUGUAAAUUAUAUCAGUAAUGGGAUGAAAUGAAGUUCAGGGCUGGAUAUUUUUGUGUAUAAAUUGUUACACAAAUGGUUGGGUAUUAAAUCUGAUACCAACUGUUUCUUUCAAGAGAAAGUUAUUCAGAAAAUUGCACUGUGAUAAAUUUACAACGUUGUUAGACUUCAAUCUGUUUAAGUAGGGGUGUAAUGAUGUAGAUUGCAUGUUGUUUGGUGAACAUUUCUGAAGGUCAGGAUCUUUGUCUUUGUUACCUCAUUUUAUUUUAUUUUUAAAGAAUGUGCCUUGUCUAGCAAAUAUAUUCAUAGUUCAAAUUCAAUGUUUCUUGAAGGUGCUGUUCCUUUAAAGUUUCAGAAUGAUUGCUGCAUGUUUGACUGAUCAGAAGGAAAUGUACAAAUUUGGAUGUGAAACAGAUAUCUCCAAUGACAGCCCAACUUUAAAACUUUCAAUGAUUGAUUUAUAUAAAAUUGCUGUGGACUGAGAUUUAUUUGCAUGUCAUACAUGUCAACAAUGAGAUACACAAGUUUUCUUUUUGUGAAAUUACUAGCACUUGUGUUUGUGUUCUUUCAAUGCAAUUGUAAACAAAAUGUAGAGAUUUAUAGAUAUCCAUUUGUGUUAAAUGCGAAGUUAUUCAAAUUUCUUUUGAAGCUUUCUUUUUUAAAAGUCUGUUAUAUAUGUUUCAUUCGUUAACAUUAUAACCAUGUGAAAUGUUAAUUGGACUGUAUUUUAAUGUGGGCUCAGAAUCACAUUUGCAGAUAAUUAUCUCACGUUUUGUAUAUUAAUUAUUAUUUAAAAUCAUCCUAAUGUGGCUGUAAUAUUUAUAUUGACCUCGAGAUGGGAGAAAAAAUUAGGAACUCAAUUAUUUUGAACAAAUUAAAAUGUGAGCCUGUUACAACUGUUAAGUGACCCAACUGUAACCCAUGCUGUAGAAUAUUGAUAUUUGAGACAGCAUAUCUUAAAAAUGAUUAAGAUUUAUUUGAUAUAUCAAAAAAGACUUAAAGGGUUGAAGAAACGGAUUCUAAAACCAGGAUCUUGUGUUGUGGUGCAAGGCUCCAACUGUGAUUGGAGAUAAAUCUCAUAGUUGUAUGUAAUUGAUUUCAUAGCUAGGCGAGAAUGAAGAAAUAGUCUUUCAACAUUGACAAUAUACGAUCAUCAUUCUCUGGAACAUUAGCUUCAGAAGUUUUAUGAAAAAGCUGUAGCAAAUUCUGACUGAUAAUUGGGCAAAAAGAGGGAGAAAUUCAUCUUAAGCAGUGACAUAAAAAGAUAUUGGAUAAGCCAUCCAUUGCAUUUAAUGGAACUGAACAUCAAGCACUGUGUAUAAUGGGCAGCUGAUCCAGUACUGCUGUUUUAUGCCACUACUAUGAAUUCCUAACCAGUAUUGUUAAGAGCAGUUUCAAAGUGUUGAUGAGGAACUCAAACAGGAAGUAACUAACAAGUUAAUUAUGUAAAACUUCACAGGUAAAGCUAAUACGUGUGGCAAUACACAAGAAAUUAUUUGAAUUUAUCUUGUCCCUGACAAAGCAACUGGGUCAGUUGCACCACUCAUAUAGAUAGACUAUAUAUAUGUGUAAAUUACAGUUAAAGCAUUGUUCACAUGGUUACAAAUAUGUAUUGGUUGUUUACUGAAUGACUAAUUCCAGAGUCAUUACAACAUCUUCCUUGUUUGGAAGGCACAUUACAGUAUUACUGCAUAGAUGUAUUAAUCUGUGGACUGCUUGUAAAUUCUGUAAAUAAAACAUUCUUUUAUAUUUUU
Molecule: messenger RNA, 9898 nt
Organism: Chiloscyllium plagiosum (whitespotted bambooshark)
Lineage: Eukaryota; Metazoa; Chordata; Chondrichthyes; Orectolobiformes; Hemiscylliidae
Source: RefSeq, a predicted model, not a curated record